Hemicordylus capensis (graceful crag lizard) is the source of this 2058-nucleotide messenger RNA. RefSeq names its product vomeronasal type-2 receptor 26-like. Gene Ontology annotation, biological process: G protein-coupled receptor signaling pathway. Gene Ontology annotation, cellular component: membrane. Gene Ontology annotation, molecular function: G protein-coupled receptor activity. The record is from RefSeq and is a predicted model, not a curated record. The coding region runs from base 1 to 2058 and encodes 685 amino acids. The transcript has 4 exons. Lineage: Eukaryota; Metazoa; Chordata; Lepidosauria; Squamata; Cordylidae.
AUGGUCCCAAAUGAAGCUCAUCAGUAUAUGGGGAUUAUCCAUUUGCUUCUUCAUUUUGGAUGGACCUGGGUCGGGCUUUUUGCUGUGGAUGAUGACAGUGGAGAACAUUUCUUGCAGACUCUUGAGCCAUUGCUUUCCCAGAAUGCAAUCUGUUCAGCCUUCACAGAAAGACUCCCAAAACAAGUUUGUUUUGAUACUGUGGAAGACAUUCUGGCAAUAAUGUCAAAUAUUUAUGUACCUUUCACAGAUACAAAAGCCACUACAUUUAUCAUCUAUGGAGAAUCUUUGACAUUUGUAUGGCUGAGAACCAUUAUAUUUUUCCGAGAUCCUGGAAAUAAAGAAAACGCAUCAUUUAGAAAGGUGUGGAUUACUACAGCUCAGAUGGAUUUCACAUUACUGGGCCUUCAAAGGGAAUGGGAUUUCCAUCUGUUCCAAGGUGCCAUUGCCUUCACAAUUCACUCAAGAGAUCUUCUAGGUUUUAAGCAAUUUCUUCAGCUCAUAAAACCUUCCAGGAACCAAGGGAAUAGUUUCCUCAAUGAUUUCUGGGAGCAAGCAUUUGACUGUUUAUUUCCAAGAAGUGAGGCACCAAUGGAAAUCAAUGAAACAUGUACUGGAGAGGAGAUGCUGGAGAAACUCCCUGGACUUGUGUUUGAAAUGGACAUAAGUGGCCACAGCUACAGUAUCUAUAAUGCUGUUUAUACCCUUGCACAUGCCUUGGAUGAAAUUUAUUCAUCUACAAACAUCCCUAAAAUGAUGGUGGCUAAAAAAGAUGUGAAACUUGAGACGAUCUGGCCUUGGGAGCUGCAUUCCUUCCUUCAAAGGAUGUCAUAUAACAACUCAGCUGGAGAAACAGUUUCUUUUAAUUACAACAGAGAAAUGGGAGAUGGAUUUGAUAUAAUGAACUUGAUCACGUUUCCAAACAAGUCCUUCUUUCGAGUGAAAGUGGGAAGGGUGGCUCUAAAUGCUCUUGAAGAAUCAGAAUUGACCAUUAAUGAUGAUCUAAUUGUGUGGCACAGAGGUUUUAAGCAGGAGCUGCCCAUUUCUGUGUGCAGUGCCUCUUGCAACCCAGGUUACCAGAAGCAAAGGAGAGAAGGGGAGAAAUUUUGCUGCUACAAUUGUACUCCAUGCCCAGAAGGGAAGAUUUCUAACCAGAAGGAUACAGAAGACUGUUUCAGAUGCCCAGAAGAUCACUACCCAAGCAAGGACAAAAAUAGAUGCAUCCCCAAAACUAGAAGCUUUCUGUCCUAUAAAGAACCUUUAGGGAUCAGCUUAGCCUCAGUUGCUGUUUCUUUUUCCCUGAUUACAGCUUUGGUAUUAGGAAUUUUUAUUACUCACAAGGAUACCCCCAUAGUCAGAGCUAACAAUCGGGAUCUCACCUACAUGCUCCUCAUCUCCCUUCUGCUCUGCUUCCUGUCUGCUUUGCUAUUUCUUGACCAGCCUGGUAAAGUGACUUGUCUCCUCCGCCAGCCAACUUUUGGCAUCAUCUUUUCAGUGGCCAUUUCUUGUGUAUUGGCCAAAACCAUUACAGUGGUUGUAGCCUUCAUGGCCACCAAACCAGGGUCCAGCAUGAGGAAGUGGGUGGGGAAAAGACUGGCCAACUCCAUUGUACUUUCCUGCUUCCUUGUUCAAGCAGGCAUUUCUACUGUGUGGUUAGGAAUGUUUCCCCCAUUCCCAGAUGUAGACAGGAACUCUUUAGCUAAAGAAAUCAUUGUUCAAUGCAAUGAAAGAUCUGUCACUAUGUUUUACUGUGUUCUGGGCUAUAUGGGUAUAUUGGCCAUAGCCAGCUUCAUGGUGGCAUUUCAAGCUCGCAAAUUACCUGACAUUUUUAAUGAAGCCAAGUUCAUCACCUUCAGCAUGUUGGCAUUUUGCAGUGUGUGGCUGUCUUUCAUUCCAACCUACCUGAGCACAAAAGGAAAAGAGAUGGUGGCUGUGGAGAUCUUCUCCAUCUUGGUCUCCAGUGCUUGCUUACUGGUUUUUAUCUUUUCUCCUAAAUGCUUCAUCAUUGUUCUGAGGCCCCAGUUAAACAAGAAGGAGCAACUAAUACAAAAGAAAUAUUGA